Molecule: messenger RNA, 4042 nt
Organism: Osmia bicornis bicornis
Lineage: Eukaryota; Metazoa; Arthropoda; Insecta; Hymenoptera; Megachilidae
Product: myb-like protein X
Exons: 4
Coding region: 405-1043 (212 amino acids)
Source: RefSeq, a predicted model, not a curated record
AAACUAUCAAGAAAAUUCGAAAGAGAAGGCAAGAAUCACGGCAAGAACGGUAUUUCACCGAGGAAAAAGAAAAAGAAAAAGAAGCGGGAAGUUCUCGUUGCAUUCUUAAACGCGCUAGAACGUAAAACACGAAGCAGCUGAAGAAGGGUGGAAACGAGAGGGUGAAAGUUCGAGGAGGGAAGGGAUCGUGACUUCGUCGAGCGUCGACCAGAGGGCGGUGGAUUUCCAACAACAUGGCCGUCUAACAUCGACACCCCGUGCAAGUCUCCACGAAGCUGACCAGCCGUAUUUCGAGGUAAAGCACCACUUCCAACAACAAGAUCAACGAACGCUUAUAUCUCAUAAACAAGCAGAAACAAAAAAAAGUAUUCAAACUGGCGCCGUUCAAAUUUCCGUUUACAAAAAUGUCCAAGUCUCGCAGCAACGAGGAGAAAGAGCGAGACAAAGAGAAAGAGAACGAGACAGAAAAGGAGAAGGGUUGCGAGAAGGAAACGGAAAAAGAGAGCGACAGCGAGAACGAAGAUGAGAGAAAUGAUCGUGUGACGAGCGAGGAUAAGGCGAAGGGACAAAAGGUCCAUCUACCGAUGAAUCGACUACGAUUGACCGAUGAAACUGAAUCGAAUUUAAAGUCGCCAAUGUUUGAUUCGAACAGCCUGAUGGUGAAGAAUGAUCCAGCCAUACCGAGCUCUCCUCCCCCCUCCUACGAGCACGUUAUCGAACAGACACGACUGGAGCACGCAGCCGAGGCGCAGAAGUACGAGGGUGGAAAGAGCCACGGAAACGACGCGUCUGGCGAAGAUAAUAGAACAAAAGCGCCCAAGAUCCUUCACAAGUCGAGCAAAGAGUUGUACAGGGCGGUGGCGAAACAGUGGGGCAUCACUUGCAAGAUGAGCGACCAUUGUAGAUGCUUGGAUUGUCAGAGCCGCUAUUUCGACUGCGAAUACGACAAAAACGAACACCAGAAGACUGACGGUGGACUGGGUGCUGGUACACCGAUGUUCAUCUCGGAGGUGAUGCAAGGUUCCGGUUGCGUCCUCCUCUAAAGCACCGGAACAGGGUGACAGGCAUCGAGACGGUCUUUGCGUACAUUUUCGCAAAGAGGUUCAAUUGAUUGCGCACAAAAGCACUGGUCGACAGAAACAUAUUGUGCUCCUUUUCGAGGCUUUGCGAUGAAACGAACGGCCAGCUGGAAUCUUCUGAAACAUUUGAAACUCGUACGAUAAUGAUCGCUGAAAGCUAUAGAAAUAAUUCAUUGGAAUUUUUAUUUGAAGAAUUAUCUUCUUCUAUCGUAAGUGUACUGUCUGAUAUUCGUGUGUAUAUUUAAGAAGAUAUUCGAGGAAAACAAAAUGAGUGGUAGUUUGUAUUUUUGGAAGACGAAGUUGAUAUUGAGGAUAGAGUUUUAAGGUUCGAUGGAAGUUUUAAGAAUGUUUCAAAUAUAAAUUCGUGAUGAUGUUACUUUUUGUCUUUUUUGGAAAAAAAAAAACAGAGGCAUGAAAUUGUCAAUUUUCAUUCGAUGGUAGAGGAUUUUAUUGGCGAACGCUCGACCAAUUUGUAGGAUAAACGUUGAAACGCCAUCGUUAUUGGGCUCUGCCGUCUUCGCAUCAUAGACGAAACGUGCAAGUACAGUGUAUUUGAUCUCCCCAGAUCGAUUUUAAAUUCCGUUAAGUUAAUCAACUGAAUUAGCUGGACCAAUUUACACUUGGAAUUCACUUGAAACAGAGAGCUCUUGAAUCUUUCAUAUCUCUUCCCUCGUUCGAAGGGAAAUAUUCCGUCUAUUUUGGAAAUUCUCACCUUGCGUAGGUUUCUCUCGAUCAUUUGUCUGGGGGAAUAAUGAAAAACUACGAGUUAACGUUAAUAUUAGCCACGUUGUAAUUCAGUGUGUACACAAUUAAUCGAGUCUGUAAAGGCGAGUAACUACAUUUUUUUUUCUCCGUUAGAUCAUUUUUGAAAGAUCUCUUGCUCGAGAAAUGAGAUCGACAAUUAUUAUUUGUCAAUUUUUGUGAAACUUUCACGCGUUUAUUUACAAAAAUAUCUGUACUUUGCAUCCCUCGACAACGACGAGCAGGCCUAUUUUAUCAUUUUAUGCAUCCAAUGAAUUUUGGAAAGCAUUCAGUUUCAUUCUCGUUUCUCGAGCAAGAGAAAUGAAAUACCGUGCGACAGAGGCACCUUAGAUAUAUAUGUGUAAUUUAACAAUCGUAAACUCCAUCGAUUUCGAAGGAAAUCGAGACUCGAAACACAUGAAAGUAUUAUAGAAUCGAGUGUCGAGCGAUAACGCUUGCUUGCAACUAUUUUCGCGCAAGACAACCAUGGAAACUUAUAAAAGGGAACCCGAAAGGGUCAUUUCGUAAUGAAUAUUCUUCAAUGUAUGUACACUUUCGUUGAUUAACAGUUCAUAGCGAAGUACAUUUUUAUUCGAACAAUCUUUGUGUUCUUUGAAAUCGAUAUUUCAUCUGAUACAAAUCUGAUUUAUCGUUCGAAUUAGAGAAAUUUUGACAAAUUUUGACAAAUUUUGACAAAGCUUCACCCCGUUGAAAACACGGUUUUAGGCCUUCGGAAUCGCGGCGAAUACCGCUUCGUUCUUUGACGAUUCUGUAAUUUCCGCUGGUCGCAAAGGAAGUAGCCGAUACUCUCGAGAAGAAACGCGAUCGAAGAUCGUGUGUCGAUCGAUUCAAUUUGAAACAUAAUACAGUACCUGCCUACAUAUAUACUUUGUCUCUUCGAGAUACAUUACUUGUUACCGAAGAUACUCAAGGUUCUUUUGUACCUCGCGCUAAGAACACGAGAGGCACACGUGACGGAUACGAAUAGAAGAAUCCACGAAGUUAUUUGCAUUGCCAAAUCAGUUUUUUCUAUCGACGGGAAACCGUCUUCUUUUAUAAAGAACCCUGCGCGAUCCUCUCUUCUACUCGCGCGAUAGGUUGUUCGAAAUUAAAGGGGAAACAUUCGUUCGCUGAAAUACAGCUACUUUAUUCUUUUAUAUUCGACAACUGAUCGCGCUAAUUACACGAUUUUUCACCGCCGAUAUAAUCAUUUCAUUUUACGAUUAAUUGGAGUGUGUGCACAAAGGUAGACUAAAAAGGAAACGCGACAGGAAACGAGAUACGUGUAUAGUAUUUUUUUUGGCGCCGCGGAUUUUUCAUUAACGUCGUCGUCGGACCCGCAAAUUAUAAAAAUUAUAAGAAUUAUUAUUAUUCUCUGUAAUGUGUAACGUAUAACGUGUAAUACUCAUGAUAUCGUAAUGAUUGUAUUGAAAUAUUGAUAUUAUUACGCGACGAUGUAAUUAUUGAUGCAAAUUUUCAGUGUGUUAGAAAAAGUCACUUCGAUCUGACGAUGAAAUUAAUCAGGAAUCCAGCCGUAUUUUGACAUCUCCGUGAUCACUGUAGAUCAUAAAUAUUAACCCUCUAGAACAACCAGGAAUAAGAGAAAUAAUCUUACACUUUACGUUUGAAAUUCUAAAAUUAUCAAAAUACAUAUUGAACUUUAUCGAAAAAUCAUUUAUUUUUCUGGUUUACUUUUUCAAUUUAAAAUUAGGUGACAUUUAAGCGGAGUUGUUCUAACUUAACGGUGAAUAAAAAAAUCUGUGAAAGUGGUAUUAGAAAAUUUAGAAAGAAGAUUAUAUACAUCGUCUUUCGUUGUUGUUGCAAAUCGUCAAUUUCCUCGCAACGAUAUACAUACAUACUGUCGUAGAACACAGAAUCCGUACAAUUUAGCCUGAUAAGCUGCAGUUUCUAAACGCGACACACACAGUUUGCCGAUAAUUAUUCGGAUUUUUUAUAUUAACUGUCAGGGUGUUGAGAACGUCAAAUGGAAUCGAAACAACGCAGAGAAAGGGAUGAAAAACUUUGCUUUCAUUUUCUUUGGUAAACGUGCGAUAUUGCAGCCUGACUCAGCACGUGUAUGCAUGUCGUUUAUUCCGCGUAUGUGUACGUUGUAUAGAAAGCAAAAGGAACGACGAGUUCCAUAGAGAACGUUGACUGUAAAACUCGAUGUAUUCUGAUAAGUUCGCACCAAUAAAAGAAAAAUGGCCUAAAUGACCACCGUA